GGCGCUAGGGUCGAGGAGCAGAAGUGCGCUGGGUUCCCGGGACAUUGGCAUUGGACGCGCCUUGAAGGCGGUGAGGAGCCGUCCAGGGCCUCGGAGAGCGAUCAUGGACUCUGUGGGGGCAGGUCAUCCCCAGAGCCCGCUGCAGUCCUAAGGGAAGGUGUGCGCAGGUGCCUGCAGCAACAGUGUGAGCAGACGGUGCGGAUCCUGCACGCCAAGGUGGCCCAGAAAUCCUACGGAAAUGAGAAGCGGUAGGUCCCUCAGCGGCCCCUCCAAGGUCCCUGCAGCCCAACCUUCAGCCCUAUGUGCCUGUUUAGUGCCUUUUAGAACCUGGGGAGGACUCAGGGCUCAGAUAUAGGCCAAUCAGGGCCUUUUCCUUCAGGGGCCAUUGGCCCCAACUUUGGUCUAUAGCAGAACCUCCUUGUAAAUCUAUGGUCCCCACUCAUUCACUCAUUCAUUCAUUCUUUCAUUCCUCAACUGCCUACUGAGUGCUUAUCAUGUGCCAGGCUCUCUGGCAUUGCUGGGCACCAGACAUUUGGCUGAACAAGACAGAUACAGUCCCUGCCCUCAUGGCAUCUUCACUCUAGUGUGGCAGAGUGAAGUCCGCACAAAAUCAGUGAACAAGAUGCUUCCAGAAUGUGAUGAGAGCUAGAAGGAAACAGAACAGGGGAAUGGGACAGAAAGUGAGGAGUGAGGGUGUACUUCAGCUAGCCAGGUAAGGUGGUAGAAAGGCCUUUUAAGGAGGUGACAUCUGAACUGAGACUUGAAUGUGAAAAUGGAGCCAGACAUGAGAAAAUCUGGGGGAAGCGUGUUCCCAUUAGAAGGAACAGAAAAUGCAGAGACAUAGGCACUGGACUAACUUGGCCUGUUCCAGGACAAAAGAAGUCAGAGUGGCUGGAAUAAGAGAAGGAGAGGGGACAUCGUAGGAAAUAAAUUUGGAGAGGUAAGCGGGGGCCAGAUCAUGUGAGGACUUUGAAUUUAAACCACUGGAGAAUUUUAAGAUGAGUAACAUAUGUUAAAAAAAUUUUUUUAAAUGAAAACAUUCUGGCUGCUGUGUGAAAAACAGGUUGAAGGGGGUAGGAGUGGAAGCAGAGAAACCAGUUGGAAGGCUGAUGCAGUGGUCCAGGAAAAGAGAUGGCAGCUGGGACUAAGGUGGAGGUGGUUCUUCUGCCCCCCACCCUGUGUCUACCUCGCAGGUCCUGGCUGGAGGGUGAAGUCUCUGCAGGGCCAAGCCCACCAGGGAGGGGAGACCGGGCCCACGGUGUGUGGUUACAUGGGAUUGGAUGGCGCAUCCAGCAGCGCCGCCGAGACGCAGAAGUUGAAUUUCGAGGAGCAGCAGGACUCCAGGGAAUUCGGUUGCGCCAAGACCCUGUACAUCUCGGACGCAGACAAGAGGAAGCACUUCCGUUUGGUGCUGCGGCUAGUGCUCCGAGGGGGCCGGGAGCUGGGCACUUUCCAUAGUCGCCUCAUCAAGGUCAUCUCGAAGCCCUCGCAGAAGAAGCAGUCGCUGAAAAACACCGACCUGUGCAUAUCCUCGGGCUCAAAGGUCUCCCUCUUCAACCGCCUGAGAUCCCAGACGGUCUCCACGCGCUACCUCUCUGUGGAGGACGGGGACUUUGUGGCCAGCGCGCGCCAGUGGGCUGCCUUCACUCUCCACCUGGCUGAUGAACACUGUUCUCAGGGGGACUUCCCGCCUCGAGAGGGCUACGUCCGCUAUGGCUCCCUGGUGCAGCUUGUCUGCACUGUCACAGGCAUCACACUACCUCCAAUGAUCAUCCGCAAAGUAGCCAAACAGUGCGCACUCCUCGACGUGGACGAGCCCAUCUCCCAACUGCACAAGUGUGCAUUCCAGUUUCCGGGUGGUCCUCCAGGAGGGGGUGGCACAUACUUAUGUCUCGCCACAGAGAAGGUGGUGCAGUUUCAGGCCUCCCCCUGCCCCAAGGAGGCGAACAGGGCGCUGCUCAAUGACAGCUCCUGCUGGACCAUCAUCGGCACGGAGUCGGUGGAAUUCUCCUUCAGCACCAGCCUGGCCUGCACCCGGGAGCCGGUCACUCCGGUGCCUCUCAUUAGCACCCUCGAGCUGAGUGGCGGGGGCGAUGUGGCCACGCUGGAGCUCCACGGUGAGAACUUCCACGCCGGGCUCAAGGAGCCCGCGGUCCCUGGUGUGCGUGGUACCCGACGUGGCCGCCUUCGGCAGCGACUGGCGCUGGCUGCGCACACCCAUCACCAUACCCGUGAGCCUCGUGCGCGCCGACGGCCUCUUCUACCCCAGCGCCUUCUCCUUCACCUACACCCCCGAGUACAGCGCGCGGCCCGGCCCCCCGGGCGCCCCCGCGCCGGCCGCGGACGCCGACGCGCUCCUGGAGAGCAUCCACCACGAGUUCACGCGCACCAACUUCCACCUCUUCAUCCAGACGUAGUCAGCGCGGCCUGGACGCUGAGGCUGCCGCCGCUGAGGGGCGCGCCGGGGCCUAGCACCAGGGCCGGUUUUCUGGGUCCUAGGCCCUGCCCCCUGCCACUUUGCCGCGGAAGUGAAGCAUGCAGCCAGAGCAGCAGCAGGCACUCGCCCUAGAAACCCAGCCCGGCGGAUCUUACGGGUCUUUUUCAGCCUACGAAGACACGACCUGAGUGAUGCUCCCUUUGUGACCAGUUAGGAAUGUGGCUUUCCCUGUCUUUGCCUCUGUUUCAUUCUCUAAAUCAAUCACACACACUCUCUCUCCCUCUAACUUUGUAGAUCUCUCUUAUUCCUACAUCCCUAUCCCUCCAUCUUUCUCUUUCUCCUUCCAUGUGUCUUGCAUGCAGUUUCACACACCAGUGAAAAGCCAAGCCCAGGGCAUCUACCCUCCAGGCAGCUGUGUCUCCCCUGGAAGAGAAAACACACAGUUUCACACACCCAAGUGUGGGGCACCGGCUCAUGAGGUGUGGCCUGCUUGCUCUGAAGCACCAGGUCCUGCCUGGAAUAUGAGGUAUGACCUACUGUGCCGGGUUCCACCUGGAGCUCCAGGUCCCUUCUGGAACACUGGAUCCCACCCAAAGCACGGAGUCCCUCCUGGAGUGUGAAGGGCUUGCCCUGGAGUACUGGGUUCCACCCUGGAAUACAAAGUUCUAACCCCUCCUUGGACUUCCUGUGGCUGCUGUGAAGCCCAGGACUUACACUGGUGUUUGCUUUCCUGCCCAUAACUUUGGUGGCUGGGCAGGUGCCUGGGGCCGUGGCCAGGUCUUUCCAUCUUAACUGAACAGAGCCAAAUCUCUGGAAGGCCCAGUAAGAUGCAGUCCUGAGGGUCUGAGAUUACUCUCUUGUGCUAGCAUCAACCUCUGUCCAAGGCAGCGCCUGAUCUGUAUGAUGCAACUCACCACCAGGGGAGGUUCCCCAGGGUACUUCUACACAGACACACAGAGAAAGGACCACAUGAGUGAUGGAGCAGGGAGCUUACAUUUCUGACCUCUUCUGGAGGAGGAAAGGGAUUCAGAUGCAGCCAGCAUCCCUGAGCCCCCGUCCUUGCCCUGGAAGCCACCUGUUGCCUCUGAGGACUUUACCCUACUAGGCUUCUCUCCACCUCAAGCAAAGAUGCACCUGAGGCCCAGGGCAACCACAGGAUGCAAAACAAAACUUUCCCAGGACAACUCCAGGCAGAACUCUUGGGGCUGACUGGGCGAUAACCCAGCAGAGAGAGGAGCUUUUGCAUGGUGCUCAGGGACCAAAUCCUAACCAUCCCUGGCCAGCCUUCCCACCCUCAGCUGAAUCCGUGCUCUACAGGGAGGGUCCUGGCUCCGGCUGUUGGAACUGUGGGCACAGAUAUUAUAGGUGCCAUGUCCCUGUACCAGCCCCUUGGGGUGCCAAAUGGGGAAACCUGGUCUGAAAAGUGAGUUCAGAGUUCUCAUCCCUCUGGGCCCGUCUUUGUACUCUUGAGUAAGUUCAUUUCCUGUGAAACUCCUCCCCUAGCAAGUGGGAACCACGCCUCCCCACACUUUCUUGAGAAAGAAGAAAGUGACAUUUCCCAAGGGAAUGAAAAGGGGUUUGCUCUUUAAGCUCCUCAAAGUCUUGACUAAGUUCUGUCCUCAGCAGCCCAAAACCCACAAUGUUGGGAAAAGAGAAGCUUGUUCAAAGCCCGUCAUGACUCCUGAGAGUGGCUCCUGGCUGAGGAAGGCAGGGAACAAGUUGAUGGGAAAUGUCUCCGACAAGAGUGCCCGCCGCCAGGAGAGUUUGAGCUCACUGCCCCGUGACGCUGUUGAAGCGAGAAGCCACUUGUAAAGCGGCUAAGAGGAGUUUCAUAACAUGAGGAGUUGGGGGCUCAAGGGCCCUUCCUGCCCUCAAGAACUUCCUCCGCCACUCCACAAGGCAGCAGUCCCAGAAGCCAAGGACCCAGGCUGGCCAGAAAGCCCAGCCAUGCAGCUCUUUUUUUUUUCCCCACACCCCUCAGGGCAUCCCAGGACCCUUCAUCUCACCUACAUACCCACCUGAAAGUCUAUGUCUUCUGAUUUCCAGCUGCUGGGUUGGAGGUCUUCCCAGCCCCCAGGCUGAAUCCAUCCAACAUCAAACUCCCCUCCUCCCUCCCUCCCUCCCUCCCUCUCUCUCUCCUUCCUCCUCUCCUCUUCCUCCACUACUGCUCUGCUCUCCAAACCCAGCUCUUCAAAUCUUCUUUGAGAUUUCCCCCAAGAAAAUCUGGCUGCAUAAUUUGUGGGGCCCAGGGCAAAAAGGAAAUGUAUGACCCCCUUGUUAAAAAAUCAUUAUGACUUUCAAGACAGCGAUAUCAGAGCAUGAAAUCAAGGCAGGGCCCCGCUAAGCACGGGGCUUUGUGUGACUCCCCAGAUCACAAGGCCAAGAAGCCAGCCCUGGCCCCAGGAUUCCCACCUCAUAUUCCCAUAGAACCCCACCAUGUACUGCCCACCGUGGAUCAAAGGGCUUUCAUGUACAUGCCAGUUGUCCCAUCUAGACUGUGAGUUUGGGGUGGAAAGGAGCUCGUCGCUGCGUGCCCUAGGAGGUGCAUUACAAUGCUCUGAACCUUGGUUGGCGCUCAAUAAACAGCAAAUUGCCUUGCACUGCCUUGGCAGGUAUUUGGAUUUUGCAAGUGCAAAGUGAAA
Molecule: messenger RNA, 5079 nt
Organism: Vicugna pacos (alpaca)
Lineage: Eukaryota; Metazoa; Chordata; Mammalia; Artiodactyla; Camelidae
Source: RefSeq, a predicted model, not a curated record